Messenger RNA from Gekko japonicus, 4453 nucleotides. RefSeq names its product zinc finger protein 721-like. NCBI's taxonomy places the organism in Eukaryota, Metazoa, Chordata, Lepidosauria, Squamata, Gekkonidae. The record is from RefSeq and is a predicted model, not a curated record. The transcript has 5 exons. Bases 200 to 4453 code for a protein of 1417 amino acids.
UGUGAUAGAGAAGUCUGGAUAUUUGAAUGCACCAAGGAAGGAGAAGGGAAAACACCCACCUAAAGGGAGGAACAAUUCUGGUCUUUUGCAAGGGGGUUACUCUCUACGGCAAAAUACACGUCAAGGAGCCAACAGGGAUGAGCGCACUGCAAGGAAGAAAAGUUUCACUGACAUAUCAGUUAUUAAUAUUCACCAAAGGAUGCGUAACAGAAAGAAAAUAUAUAAAUGCCGGGAAUGUAGAAAAAGUUUCAGGCAGAGAGCGCACCUUACUUUCCAUCGAAAAAUUCACACAGGGGAGACACCAUACAAAUGCCUGGAGUGUGGGGAAAGGUUCAGUCAGAGUGGCUCUCUUACUUCCCAUCGAAGAAUUCACACAGGGGAGAAACCAUACAAAUGCCUUAAUUGUGGGAAAAGCUUCACUCGGGGUAACACUCUCAUCUCCCAUCAAAGUAUUCAUGCAGGGGAGAGCUUAUAUAAAUGCUUGGAAUGUGAAAAAAGUUUUAGAAGAAAAGAUGGUCUCAUCGCCCAUCGAAGAAUUCACACAGGGGAGAAACCAUACAAAUGCCUGGAGUGUGGAAAAAGCUUCAGUCAGCAUAGCGGUCUUACUACCCAUCAAAGGAUUCACACAGGGGAGAAACCAUACAAAUGCCUGGAGUGUGUAAAAAGCUUCAGUCAGCAUAGCGGUCUUACUACCCAUCAAAGGAUUCACACAGGGGAGAAACCAUACAAAUGCCUGGAGUGUGGGAAAAGCUUCAGUCAGCAUAGCGGUCUUACUACCCAUCAAAGGAUUCACACAGGGGAGAAACCAUACAAAUGCCUGGAGUGUGGGAAAAGCUUCAGUCAGCAUAGCGGUCUUACUACCCAUCAAAGGAUUCACACAGGGGAGAAACCAUACAAAUGCCUGGAGUGUGGGAAAAGCUUCAGUCAGCAUAGCGGUCUUACUACCCAUCAAAGGAUUCACACAGGGGAGAAACCAUACAAAUGCCUGGAGUGUGGGAAAAGCUUCAGUCAGCAUAGCGGUCUUACUACCCAUCAAAGGAUUCACACAGGGGAGAAACCAUACAAAUGCCUGGAGUGUGGGAAAAGCUUCAGUCAGCAUAGCGGUCUUACUACCCAUCAAAGGAUUCACACAGGGGAGAAACCAUACAAAUGCCUGGAAUGUGGGAAAAGCUUCAGUUGGAGUAACAAUCUUAUCUCCCAUCAAAGAAUUCACACAGGGGAGAAACCAUACAAAUGCCUGGAGUGUGGGAAAAGCUUCAGUCAGCAUAGCGGUCUUACUACCCAUCAAAGGAUUCACACAGGGGAGAAACCAUACAAAUGUCUGGAGUGUGAGAAAAGCUUCCGUCACAGUGGACACCUUGAUUCCCAUCAAAGAAUUCACACAGGGGAGAAACCAUACAAAUGCCUGGAGUGUGGGAAAAGAGUCGUGUGGCAGUCAGCGAAUGGAGCGGAAGAACACCGACUGAUGGAAAAAGAGGAUACAUAUUCAGAUGUGACAGAGAAGUUUGAAUAUUUGGAUGCACCAAGGAAGGAGGAGGGAAAACACCCCCCUAAAGGGAGGAACAAUUCUGGUCUUUUACAGGGGGAUGAGUCUCUACAGCAAAAUACAUGUCAAGGAGACAACAGGGAGGAGUGCACUGACAUAUCAGUUACUAAUAUUCACCAAAGGAGGUGUAACAGAAAGAAAAUAUAUAAAUGCCGGGAAUGUGGAAAAAGUUUCAGGCAGAGAGUGCACCUUACUUCCCACCUAAGAAUUCACACAGGGGAGAAACCAUACAAAUGCCUGGAAUGUGGAAAAGGUUUUGGAAGAAAAGAUACUCUCAUCGCCCAUCAAAGAAUUCACACAGGGGAGAAACCUUACAAAUGCUUGGAGUGUGGGAAAAGCUUUGGUUACAGUACAAGUCUUGCUUCCCAUCGAAGAAUUCACACAGGUGAAAAACCAUACAAAUGCCUGGAGUGUGGGAAAAGCUUCCAUCAAAGUGGAAACCUUACUUCCCAUCGAAUAAUUCACACAAGGGAGAAAUCAUACAAAUGCCUGGAAUGUGGGAAAAGCUUCAAUACUCUCAGAUCCCAUCAAAGAAUUCACACUGGGGAGAAACCUUACAAAUGCUUGGAGUGUGGGAAAAGCUUUGGUUACAGUACAUGUCUUGCUUCCCAUCGAAGAAUUCACACAGGUGAGAAACCAUACAAAUGCCUGGAGUGUGGGAAAAGCUUCCAUCAAAGUGGAAUCCUUACUUCCCAUCAAAUAAUUCACACAAGGGAGAAACCAUACAAAUGCCUGGAAUGUGGGAAAAGCUUUGGUUACAGUACAAGUCUUGCUUCCCAUCGAAGAAUUCACACAGGUGAGAAACCAUACAAAUGCAUGGAGUGUGGGAAAAGCUUCCAUCAAAGUGGAAACCUUACUUCCCAUCAAAGAAUUCACACAAGGGAGAAACCAUACAAAUGCCUGGAAUGUGGGAAAAGCUUUGGUUACAGUACAAGUCUUGCUUCCCAUCGAAGAAUUCACACAGGUGAGAAACCAUACAAAUGCAUGGAGUGUGGGAAAAGCUUCCAUCAAAGUGGAAACCUUACUUCCCAUCAAAGAAUUCACACAAGGGAGAAACCAUACAAAUGCCUGGAAUGUGGGAAAAGCUUUGGUUACAGUACAAGUCUUGCUUCCCAUCGAAGAAUUCACACAGGUGAGAAACCAUACAAAUGCCUGGAGUGUGGGAAAAGUUUCCGGCAGAGAGAGCACCUUACUUCCCAUCGAAGAAUUCACACAAGGGAGAAACCAUACAAAUGCCUGGAGUGUGGGAAAAGCUUCAGUCGGAGUGACAGUCUUACUUCCCAUCGAAGAAUUCACUCAGGGGAGAAACCAUACAAAUGCCUGGAGUGUGGAAAAAGUUUCAGUCGGAGUGACAGUCUUAAUUUCCAUCAAAGAAUUCACACAGGGGAAAAACCAUACAAAUGCCUGGACUGUGGGAAAAGCUUCAGUCGGAGUGCACACCUUACUUUCCAUCAAAAAAUUCACACAGGUGAGAAACCAUACAAAUGCCUGGAGUGUGGGAAAAGCUUCAGUCAGAGUAAUAGUCUUACUUCCCAUCAAAUAAUUCACACAGGGGAGAAACCAUACAAAUGCCUGGAGUGUGGGAAAAGCUUCAGUCGAAGUGACAGUCUUACUUCCCAUCAAAUAAUUCACACAGGGGAGAAACCAUACAAAUGCCUAGAGUGUGGGAAAAGCUUCAGUCGGAGUAACACUCUUACUUCCCAUCAAAGAAUUCACACAGGGGAAAAACCAUACAAAUGCCUGGAGUGUGGGAAAAGCUUUGGUUCCAGUACCAUUCUUGCUUCCCAUCAAAGAAUUCACACAGGGGAGAAACCAUACAAAUGCCUGGAGUGUGGGGAAAGCUUCAGUCAGAGUGGAAUACUUACUACCCAUCGAAGAAUUCACUCAGGGGAGAAACCAUACAAAUGCCUGGAUUGUGGGAAAAGCUUCCGUUGGAGGUACAGUCUUACCCUCCAUAGAAGAAUUCACACAGGGGAGAAGCCAUACAAAUGCCUGGAGUGUGGGAAAAGCUUCAGUCACAGUGGAUACCUUGCUUCCCAUCGAAGAAUUCACACAGGGGAGAAACCAUACAAAUGCCUGGAGUGUGGGAAAAGCUUCAGUCGGAGUAACACUCUUACUUCCCAUCAAAGAAUUCACACAGGGGAAAAACCAUACAAAUGCCUGGAGUGUGGGAAAAGCUUUGGAACAAAAUAUUCCCUCAUCUCCCAUCAAAGAACUCACACAGGGGGGAAAGUAUACAAAUGCCUGGAAUGUGGGAAAAGCUUCAGGAACAGGGGACACCUUGCUUCCCAUCAAAGAACUCACACAGGAAAACCAUAUAUAUGCCUGGAGUGUGGGAAAAGCUUCAGUCGAAGUAGUACUCUUAUCUCCCAUCAAAGUAUUCAUGCAGGGGAGAACCUAUAUAAAUGCUUGGAGUGUGGGAAAAGUUUUAGAAGAAAAGAUACUCUCAUUUCCCAUCAAAGAAUUCACACUGGGGAGGAGCCUUACAAAUGCUUGGAGUGUGGGAAAAGCUUCAGUCCCAGUUUAUACCUUGGUGUCGGUCAGAAAAUUCACAGAGGGGAGAAGUCAUAUAAAUCCCUGGAGUGUGGGAAAAGCUUCAGUCCCAGUUUAUACCUUGGUGUCGGUCAGAAAAUUCACAGAGGGGAGAAGUCAUAUAAAUCCCUGGAGUGUGGGAAAAGCUUCAGUCCCAGUUUAUACCUUGGUGUCGGUCAGAAAAUUCACAGAGGGGAGAAGUCAUAUAAAUCCCUGGAGUGUGGGAAAAGCUUCAGUCACAGUGGAAGCCUUACUUCCCAUCAAAGAAUUCACACAAGGGAGAAACCAUAUAAAUGCCUGGAGUCUGGGGAAAGCUUCAGUUGCAGUUCACACCUCAGUGUCCAUCAGGAAAUUCAUACAGGGGAGAAACUAUAG